This is a messenger RNA of Brassica napus (rape), 2869 nucleotides long. RefSeq lists its product as uncharacterized. Lineage: Eukaryota; Viridiplantae; Streptophyta; Magnoliopsida; Brassicales; Brassicaceae. The record is from RefSeq and is a predicted model, not a curated record. The transcript is spliced from 4 exons. Bases 1094 to 2845 code for a protein of 583 amino acids.
GACUUUUGAGACCCUCUGGACCAAUCCAAGACUAAGGAUAUGAGAGUUAAGUAACAGUUAGUUCAUGUAGGGCCAAGAAACAGCUCAAAUUUAUUAGCUUUUAGGUUUGAUUUGGAAUUUCUCUAAAGAGGUCACAUUAUUUUAAAAUAAAUUGAUCAAAAAUUGUAUUGGACAAGGCAAGCAAAAUCCAUUGAGAAGAUCACAACAACAACAACAAAAGAAAGGAACAAAAACGAAGAAAACAAACACACAACCACGGCGAGAGAUAACUAAAAUGUACUGGACUAUUGGGCCCUUAAUAUAUAGGCUAAAUGGGCUAUUAUAGUCACGUCAUUGCAUGGGUAUCUAUCUAUCCGGAAGCAUAGUAAUUUGUUUUAGGGGACUGAUUUGCAAUUUUUACAGAUAUUUUAGCUGUACAGAGAGAGAGAGAGAAUCCUUUGAGCGCCCGCGCCUUUUUACCGGAGAGAUGGCGAGCUCACAGUUCAGUUCAGGUAUACGCAGAUACAAAACUGUAUACUUUGAUUCAUUUGCAGGGUGACGUGAAUCAGGCAAUAUCAAUGGUUUCUUAUUAUGCUUCGUCUUCAGAGCCGGCUCAGAUUCGAGGGAAGACUGUUUAUAUUCAGUACUCUAAUCGCCAUGAGAUUGUCAACAAUCAGAGUCCUGGAGAGGUCCCUGGCAAUGUCCUCUUUCUUGGUCACCUUUGAAGGAGUCCAAUCUCACCAGUGUUUUAGUAGAAACCCGCAAUGUUCAACUUGGCUCUUAUAAUUUUUAAAAUACAGUUAUAGCCUAAUACAUAACUUAUACUAGGUUUUAGUGAAAAAUAAUACAACGUUUAUUUGUUACAAAUUGGUUUUAGUUUAAUUAAAAAUCUGUAUAUUUUCCAACAUGUUUAUAACCAAAAACUGCAUCAAACACUCAAGAUGACUUGACCUUUGAACAACUUUAUUUAUUAUUAAUAAUUAGUCGUCUGAGGCCAAAAUUUCCAACAAGGCUCUUUCUAGGCAGCUUCUUCUUCAUCGUCAUCUUCUUCUUUUUUCUUCUUUAUAAAGACACUCUCUUGAGUGCCUCUCUUUCUCUCUCCCCUCCCUCUUUGAUGGCUUUACUUUCAUCAUGUUGGCUAAUCAUAGAAUCCAUUGUGAUUCAGGAUGGUUUCUUGAAAUGGUCCUACAUGAGAUUAUACAUGCACCCUCUUGUUCUCUUUCUUUGUCAACUUCUUCUAUGGCUCUCUGUCUUCCUUUUAUGGCUUGUCCCAUACUUUCAAGCGUCUUACAGCUCCUUUUUAUCGUUCUUGGUCACGUUCUCAAAGCUAUUUAAUAGUUUUCUACGAGUUAUUAUGAGUAGAAGGGAGGUUACUUAUAAUGUUGUGUCUAGGCAAGAGAACAAGAACACCCUUGUUAAUUUCGAACUUUCUACGAGAAUUCAUAAUCCUGUUCCUUCCUUUAGCUUUUCGUUUAAACAUCAAGUUGAUAGUCAAUUAAAAGUUCUUCUAGUUCUCCAAGAAGGCAAGAUUCUUGAAGAUGAAGAUUUUUGCAGUCAACUUGAUCAAGAAGAUGGUGCUGUUCAUUUUCUUGAUGCUAAGGAAAGCGAGGAGGAAGAAGACACUAUUGACUUUGUUGACGUUGUGAACGUGGAGAAUAAUCUUGAGUUUGAACUUCAGACCAUGCCAAUGGAUCAAGAAAAUAUAUUUCCUUUAGUCAACAAUGAAGAAGAAGAAGAAGAAGAAGAAGAAGAAGAAGAAGAGGAAGAUAUUGUUACCUCAAACGUUGGGAACUAUCUAUCUUCUCUAGAAGCUAGUGAUGAUAUAAAUUCACUCAAUAGCGAUGGAGAUCAACCCUCUCCUUUUUCUAUAUCAAGCUUGGAUUCAGUACUACAAGAAUCGAUUGUAAUAGAGAAUCCAACUCAUCGAGAUGAAGAUGAUGAAACCAAUGAAGUAUACAAUACAUACUGCCAAAGAAUGAGAUGGUAUGACAUCCUAAGCCGCGAUAGAACAUAUGGACUAAGUGUGAUGAUGAACCAAGAAACGGCAAGUACUUUGAGCUUAUGGGGAAUAACAGCAGAGAAGAGGCUAAAACAAAGCAUAGAGAAGGAUCUUGAGCUAGUUUAUAUUGCUCAAUCAUGUUUAUCAUGGGAAGCUCUCCAGCAUCAGUACUUAACAGUGAGAGAUAGAAUGAAAGCCUCUGAUUCGAAAGGCGGGUCAUAUGAAGAUGAUAUCUCUAAAGAAUUUCAGAAGUUUCAGGUUUUAUUAGAGAGAUUUUUGGAAGAUGAAAGGUGUGAAGGGAAAAGGGUAUUGAGCUUUGUUCAAAGAAGGUUUGAGCUCAUGAGCUUCUUUCAAGUCCCAAGACUUUCAGGAUAUAAAAGGAAGGGACCACAGGAAGGUGGAAGAGAGAGUAAUGAGAAACAAGUGCUGAAAGCAAUAGAGAGAUGCAUUACAGUCUUCUAUGACUUUGUGAAAGCAGACAUCAAGAGGCCUUUGGUUUGGGAAAGACUUAAAAUCUCAUUCGUCAACUCUCCUCUUAUGGAAGUGGAAGAUCCUAGAGACAUUAUGCUUUUUCUUAACCUUAAAAAUUUACUCCAAAAGAAGGAACAAUCAUUGAAGGAGGCACAAGGGAAGAAGAAGAAGAAGAUUUGGUUCAAGAAGAAGAAGAAAUCUCCUUACAUGAAAGAAGAUGAAAACUCUAUGUUAGUAACAUUUAUAAAGAUAGAGUUAAAGCUUGUGUCUAGAGUUUUACAAAUGUCUUUGGUCUCAUCUUCUCACCUCAAAUGGUGUCAACACAAGCUCAACAACAUUGAUUUCAAUGGUGGCAAAUUCUCUAGAACUUCCUCACCUGUUUUAUUCCCAUCUUAAUAUUAUAAACUACUGUUUUCUUCA